AUGCGGGCGGGGACUGGGGUGGGCGUGGCCGGGGCGGGGCCUGGAGUCUUUAUAAAGCGUAUCUCCUGCGCCGCCUCGGGAACCAGAGCUCCAGAGCGCACACACCCGGUCCUCCUUCACUCCUGCACCAACAUGAGCCUGAUGAGCGAGCAGCUGCUGUCGUGGGUCGGGGGGGCCACGCUGCUGUCGUGGGUGGGGGGGGCCACGCUGCUCUCGCUGCUGCUGUGGCUGCUCUACAGGCUGCUGGCCGGGUUCCGGGUCUGGGUCCUGGGCAACGGGGGGCUGCUGAGCCCGCAGCUGGGCCGCUGGGCAGUGGUGACCGGAGCCACCGAUGGAAUCGGGAAGUCGUACGCUGAAGAGUUGGCUCGUCGCGGUUUCUCCAUGAUGCUGAUCAGCCGCUCGCAGGACAAGCUGGAGGACGUGGCCCGGUCCCUGGAGGAGCAGUUCAAGGUGGAGACCAGAACCAUCGCCGUCGACUUCGGCAAGAGCGACAUCUACCCCAAGAUCCAGGCGGGGCUGGCGGGCCUGGAGGUCGGGGUUCUGGUGAACAACGUGGGCGUGUCCUACCCGUACCCGGAGUAUUACCUGAACAUCCCGGACCUGGACAACUUCAUCACCAACAUGAUCAACGUCAACAUCACGUCCGUCUGCCAGAUGACCCGACUGGUGCUGCCCAGGAUGGCUGACAGGUCCAGCGGGGUGGUUCUGAACAUCUCCUCGGCCAGUGGGAUGUACCCGGUUCCUCUGCUGACCGUCUACUCCGCCACCAAGGCCUUCGUGGAUUUCUUCUCCCGGGGUCUGCAGGAGGAAUACCGGCGCCAGGGCGUCAUCGUGCAGAGCGUGCUGCCGUUCUUCGUGGCCACCAAGAUGACCCGGAUCCGAACCCCCACCCUGGACAAGCCCACGCCGGAGCGCUACGUGGCGGCGGAGCUGGAGACGGUGGGACUGCAGAGCCAGACCAACGGAUACUUCCCCCACGCCGUCAUGGGCUGGUUCACCACCAAGCUGGUCCCCAGCAGCCUCGUCAUCUUCUUUGGGGCCCGGAUGAACCGGCUGCAGCGGACCGGGUACCUGCGGCGCCGCAAGCUGCGGGAGCAGAAGAACGGAGCCGGAGCCGGGCUCAAGUCCGAGUAGAGGGGGGGGCG
Molecule: messenger RNA, 1145 nt
Organism: Cololabis saira (Pacific saury)
Lineage: Eukaryota; Metazoa; Chordata; Actinopteri; Beloniformes; Belonidae
Product: very-long-chain 3-oxoacyl-CoA reductase-A-like
Exons: 11
Coding region: 1-1134 (377 amino acids)
Cellular component (GO): endoplasmic reticulum
Molecular function (GO): oxidoreductase activity
Source: RefSeq, a predicted model, not a curated record